UUUGGUUUUGCUUGUCACUAAACUGGUGUUCAAUAUCGCACGAUAAUAAAGAGAACCAAUCAGCAUGGCUACGAAGCGUACAUCGGAUGAUCAAAGUUCAAACGACAUGGCUAGUGAAAAGAAGCAGAAGCAGGUUCGAGUGUGGGUCGAUGGCUGUUUCGAUAUGGUUCAUUUUGGCCAUGCCAAUGCUAUCCGACAAGCUAAACAAAUGGGGGAUUAUCUGAUUGCUGGAGUUCAUUCAGAUGCGGAAAUUUCCAAACACAAAGGCCCACCUGUUUACAAUGAAAAGGAGCGAUACAAGAUGGUGCGAGCUAUUAAGUGGGUGGAUGAGGUUGUAGAAGAUGCUCCAUAUGUGACAACUCUAGAAACUCUGGAAAAAUACAAUUGUGACUUCUGUGUACAUGGAGAUGACAUCACAGUGACAGCUGAUGGAACAGAUACAUACCACUUAGUAAAGGCAGCUGGAAAAUACAAAGAAUGCAAGAGAACAGCUGGUGUAUCCACAACAGAUCUUGUAGGAAGGAUGUUACUGGUGACAAAAACUCACCACGAAAGAGAUGAGGAAAAACCUGUAGACAAGGCUCAGGCAGGGGACAUAGGAUCAGGCAGUAAAGGUUGCAGUCCCUGGACCGGUGUCUCACAGUUUCUACCCACCUCCAAUAAAAUCAUCCAGUUCUCCUCCGGAAAGGAACCCAAACCGGGAGAUAGAAUCGUCUAUGUGGCUGGAGCUUAUGAUCUUUUUCAUGUAGGUCAUUUAGAUUUCCUAGAGAAAGUUAAACAGGAGGGAGAUUUUGUUAUAGUAGGCCUUCACACUGACCCUGCUGUGAAUAGAUAUAAAGGAUCUAAUUUCCCUAUCAUGAAUUUACAUGAAAGAACAUUAAGUGUCCUAGCUUGUCGGUAUGUCUCAGAGGUUGUAAUAGGAGCUCCCUAUGCUGUGACAUCUGAUCUCAUGGAUCAUUUCAAGGUUGAUCUGGUCUGUCACGGACAAACUCCCAUCAUGCCUGAUGUUGACGGAGCUGAUCCUUAUGCUGAACCUAAACGUAGAAAUAAAUUCAAGCUUCUGGAUAGCCAGUGUGACCUUACUACUCAAAUGAUUAUAGACAGGAUCAUUUCUCAUAGGUUGCUAUAUCAGUCUCGAAACAAGAAAAAACAAGACAAAGAACUGAAGAUUUUGGCCAUGUUGGAAAAACAAGCCAGUGGGUAGAAACUGCAGCUGAUUCUUAUAGGAAAGACAAUUGAUAGGAUUUUAAAUUGAGGUCACGUGUAGAUGUGUGCAUAGUUAUAUUUAGAUUUUACUAGACUUGAAAUUUUAUAAUUUUGAGGUCCUGUUCUAGAGGAUUGAUAUAUACUCUCUCAUCUAUAAAUGUGUGUACAGUGGAGCCCCAUUUAUCCGGACGCUUUGGUUCCCAGUCAAUUUGUCCGGAUAUGUGAAGCGUCUGGAUACCUGAAUCACCAGUUAAACAAGACAAAAUAACAUAUAAAAAAAUCCGUUCUGAUGAAAAAACGUCCGGAUACUGAAGCAUCCGGAUAUCUGGCGUCCGGAUAUCUGAAGGCCCACUGUAUUGUAUUACAUUUAAAAAGGAAUUUAUGUUUUUGUCAUAGACAAUGUUCUGGAUUUGAAAUUUCUUUUUUUUUUAUUCUUUGUAAGAAUACUGAUUACCUCCCCUGUAAUCUGUUAACAGUCCAUAUCCUCCCUGUAUUAUUUUUAGUAACAACACCAUGUCCCGCUUCUGUAACCAUUACCAAACAAUAUCUGCUGCUCCACAACAUCAAAACCAGUUUAUAUUGACUAGAUAAAAAGAUGUCUGUUUUAGAUACUGUUGUCAAAAUUA
This is a messenger RNA of Saccostrea cuccullata (small rock oyster), 1832 nucleotides long. Its product is annotated as ethanolamine-phosphate cytidylyltransferase-like. Gene Ontology annotation, molecular function: ethanolamine-phosphate cytidylyltransferase activity. The coding region runs from base 65 to 1204 and encodes 379 amino acids. Gene Ontology annotation, biological process: phosphatidylethanolamine biosynthetic process. The record is from RefSeq and is a predicted model, not a curated record. The transcript is spliced from 15 exons. Gene Ontology annotation, cellular component: cytoplasm. NCBI's taxonomy places the organism in Eukaryota, Metazoa, Mollusca, Bivalvia, Ostreida, Ostreidae.